AUGGGACGGAAGAACAGCCAAAUCAAUAGUAUCGACCGAGUCGAUACAUACCAUUUAAAAGAUUACAUCUCCUAUUUCUUUACAUUUUUCCUUACAUCUCCUAUUUCUACUACCCAAUUUCAUUCUUCUGAAAAAGAAAAAUCAAUUCUUAAAAUGACUCCAGUCAGUUAUCCCGUUUUAAGGGUGCUUCUCACCCAUAUGACAUAUCACACAAGAGAACAACUUGCACGAAAAAUUUCGUUUAUCAGAAAAGUGAAUGAGAAGAUUCCAUGUAUUCUGAAAAUGGUUCAGUUGAGGGACGAUUAUGCAACAAACACAAUCAGUCUUUGGAUCGAUGGACAAAUGAUUCGAUUUGAAAGCGCUGCAGAAAAUCGUGUGGCUGUUUUUAUAGAAGGAAGACGGAAAUUCCUAAACGUUCCAAGAGAUGUGAUUGGUCGAUGUGUUGAGGCAUAUCUCAAUCAUAAAAAUAUCUCUAUAAUUCAGCUGACGAUCAGGAAUGCAUCCUGGCCAUCCAGCACGUUCUUCCCAAAGAAAGUGGCUUCUCUAAAAUUGAUAGUGAAUAGGGACAUCAGCGAUUCUUUGAGGAAUUUCAAAAAUAUGACAUUUCCAAAUGUAAUCGUGGAUAACUAUUGCAAACAAGCACCCAUUCUAGCGCUUCCCAUGGUGCACAUGGCAGACCAGUUGACCAUAAAAUCUCAAGAAUUGGAUUCCUUAGACUUGAUUGAAAUGCCACUGAACCCAAAAUCAAAGAUUCAAAUUCAUCAGACUAUCGGAUGGAAUGAAACUUUCACACAAUUCUGUGAAAAACUGUUGGAAUGGGAGGAAGUUGAUGUGGGAUUGUGUUUUACUGCCUCUGCACCUCCACGAUCAAAUUUCCGUUUGAAUCGAUUGUUGGCUCAAAUUGAUGAUACAAUAAGAGAAACAAGAAAAACAAUGUGGAAUGGAAGAAAGAGUUGGACUUUGGGUUUGAGAAAUAACAAGGAAUUAGUCAUUUUCCAUAGAAAGACUGGAAGCAUCCUUCAACCGAAGCACCAUAUGACUGCGAUAAUUCUGGAGAAAGGAGCAUCAACGGACAGGGAUCCAAGAGCUCGUCGGACAUUUUCAAACAGCUUCAACCAAUUGAAAAUAAGAUGA
Messenger RNA from Caenorhabditis briggsae, 1134 nucleotides. NCBI's taxonomy places the organism in Eukaryota, Metazoa, Nematoda, Chromadorea, Rhabditida, Rhabditidae. The transcript has 5 exons. The record is from RefSeq and is a predicted model, not a curated record. The coding region runs from base 1 to 1134 and encodes 377 amino acids.